AUGGAUGGAAAUUCACUUUCCAUCAUGGAAUUUGUGCCUCAGAACACGGGGCUUUCCCAAUCCAAGUCUUCUCAGAGUAAAAUAGCUAUAACUGGCUACCUGGGGCAUAGUAGAUUUGUCACAAAACUUGGAGUCCUCUCUCCAGCACCCACGACCAUGGCCUUCACUCCCGCACUGUGGGAGGACCCAGCUCCACGCCCCGAAUUUUGCAAGUGGCCAUGUGAGUGUCCCCCGUCCCCACCUCGCUGCCCACUAGGGGUUAGCCUCAUCACGGAUGGCUGUGAGUGCUGUAAGAUGUGUGCCCAGCAGCUGGGGGACAACUGCACGGAGGCUGCCGUCUGUGACCCCCACCGGGGUCUCUACUGUGACUACAGCGGGGACCGCCCGAGGUACGCAAUAGGAGUAUGUGCACAGGUGGUCGGUGUGGGCUGCCUCCUGGAUGGGGUCCGCUACAGCAAUGGGGAGACUUUUCAGCCCAGCUGCAAAUACAACUGCACGUGUGUGGAUGGUGCAGUGGGCUGCACACCACUCUGCCUCUGGGAGCGGCCUCCACGUCUCUGGUGUCGGCGUCCCAGGAGGGCCAAGGUGCCAGGGCAAUGCUGUGAGCAGUGGGUGUGUGACGAUGAGGCCACCAGGCCACGCAAGACCUUGCCACGCCACACCGGGAUUACCUUUGCUACCACAGGGACAAUGGAGCCAUGGCACAGAAAUUGCAUUGCCUACACAAGUUCCUGGAGCCCCUGUUCCACAAGCUGUGGCCUGGGUGUCUCCACUCGGAUCUCCAAUGACAAUGCCCAGUGCCGGCCUGAACAGGAGAGCCGCCUCUGCAACCUGCGCCCCUGUGAGGUGGACAUCCGCCUGCACAUCAAGGAAGGGAAGAAGUGUUUGGCUGUGUACCAGCCUGAAGCGCCCAUGAAUUUUACCCUUGCUGGUUGUAUCAGCGCACGCUCCUACCGGCCCAAGUAUUGUGGAGUCUGCACAGACAACAGAUGUUGCAUUCCCUACAAAUCCAAGACCAUUGAUGUUGCUUUUCAGUGUCCUGAUGGGCCUGGCUUCUCCCGCCAAGUACUCUGGAUCAAUGCCUGUUUUUGCAAUCUGAGCUGUAGGAAUCCCAACGAUAUCUUUGCUGACUUAGAACCCUAUCCUGACUUGUCAGAAAUUGCCAAUUAG
Molecule: messenger RNA, 1170 nt
Organism: Suncus etruscus (white-toothed pygmy shrew)
Lineage: Eukaryota; Metazoa; Chordata; Mammalia; Eulipotyphla; Soricidae
Gene: CCN4
Product: cellular communication network factor 4
Exons: 5
Coding region: 1-1170 (389 amino acids)
Biological process (GO): cell adhesion; signal transduction
Cellular component (GO): extracellular region; extracellular matrix
Molecular function (GO): heparin binding; integrin binding
Source: RefSeq, a predicted model, not a curated record